AUGAAAUACUUUCCGAGGGACUGCCAUCGGCAAGGAAUGAACGGAAUGAUGAAUGAUUUCAGUAUUCAUACUACUACUAAUGGAGACCAACAAUUAUCAUCAUUAAUACGAUCCAAAAACAAAACAGCAAUUGUUUUAAAGAAUAAUACUAUUUCAAAUUGGAAUUUCAUAUCCUCGUCGGGUCGGGUUCAUCCUUUAACUUUACUGGCCAAUGUUACAGCGUCAUUACAGACACGACAAUUUUUGAAUGUAUUGGCUAAUAUUACAAAUUCUGCCAAUCAUAACCAUCGUGGAAUUAAAUUUGUAGAACAACGGGUGAUUGGAUAUAAACCCGAACAAGUCUAUCAUGUGGUUUCUAACGUAACAGAUUACAAACAUUUUGUACCCAAUGUCAAAGAUUCGGCUUUUGUAAAUUUGGAUAAGGCAACAACAAGUCCACCCGAUGAGAAUGAGACCUACAUGUCUACUGUGUUUUUGAAAAGUCCUGUGAGUGUUAGAGCUGAAUCCAAAAAUGUGAAACUGUUUAAUAGGUUAAUCAAUCACUGGGUGAUUGCUGAGGGACCUUCAGAAGAUACAUGCAGAUUGACGUUUCAUGUCGAUUUUGAAUUUUCCUCACGUCUUUAUCAAUCUGUGGCAAAUAUGUUUUUCGAUUUUUUGGUCAAAAAUAUGACGGAUGCUUUUGAAAAGAGAUUAGCUCAAGUUUAUGGCAAGCCCUCUCAGCAAACUAAAAUAGUGUACACUAAAACUCAACAAUGCUAG
Messenger RNA from Naegleria lovaniensis, 759 nucleotides. RefSeq lists its product as uncharacterized. Gene Ontology annotation, biological process: ubiquinone biosynthetic process; cellular respiration. Gene Ontology annotation, molecular function: ubiquinone binding. Gene Ontology annotation, cellular component: mitochondrion. NCBI's taxonomy places the organism in Eukaryota, Heterolobosea, Eutetramitea, Acrasida, Naegleriidae. Bases 1 to 759 code for a protein of 252 amino acids. The transcript is spliced from 3 exons. The record is from RefSeq and is a predicted model, not a curated record.